Leptosia nina is the source of this 1401-nucleotide messenger RNA. The record is from the annotation of a GenBank genome assembly. Lineage: Eukaryota; Metazoa; Arthropoda; Insecta; Lepidoptera; Pieridae.
AUGUUAAUCGUACGGACGUUUUUGUUAGUUUACAGUGCACAAUAUUUAAAUGGGGAUACUGGGACAGAGGCAAAUACAGAAGCUACAAUUAACCAAGACGAAAAUGAAUUUCAUGAAGGCAGAAAAAUAACUGUUGAAUGGGAUCAAUGUGCAUUAAGAAUAAUUGGCAGUGGUUUGGAAUGGGAUGGUAGUGUCGAUAGUUGCACAACAGAAUGUAUUGGACAAGACCAAAAAGGAUAUACCUAUUUACAAGGGGAAAAAGAAAAAAAAGUGAAAAAGCCUAUCUCAGAUGAAAGUAGAGAAAAUUUGGGACCUAAACUACUUUCUGAAGAUGAACCAGAUUCAGAAGAAGCUACAAAUGAAGCUAAACCAAGUAACAAAGAGCAAUCAAAAACAGAUAAAGAUAAAAUAGAACCUGGUUCCACAGACUAUGAUAAUGGACCAUUGGACACAUUAAAAAUUAAAGGAGAACCUGGACUAAACGGAGACAAAGGUGAUAAUGGAGUUAUUGGAUCCCCCGGCAUUCAAGGGCCUAAAGGAGAAUCUGGGCAAAAGGGAGAUAAAGGAGAUAGUGGCACUAUAGGAGCAAUGGGUUCUCCGGGACCUUUGGGUGUACCUGGGGAAAAAGGAGAACCAGGAGAGAAAGGAGAUAAGGGAGAUGCAGGUUUAAUUGGAACUAAAGGCGAUAAGGGACCACCGGGAUUCAAUGGUAUUGGAACACAGGGAGAAAAGGGUCAGAAGGGUGAACCGGGAGUCUUCGUUGUUGGCCCUGCUGGACCUCCCGGACCUCCUGGGAAAGAUUUUGAAAGAGAUUUAACAGGCUCCGAGUCACGUGACAAAAAUCUGGGAUCAGAAGCAAACCCAGCUAAAUCAUGUUCGGAUAUAGAUUCGAGAGAGAGUGGUAAUUACCACCUUAACCCGGCUAAAGUGUUCGAGGCUGUAUGCGACUUUGAAGAAGAACGUGUCUGCAUCCAUCCUAAGACCACAGAUGAUAAGUUCUAUAUUAUACCUUCGAACACCACCUGGGUGGGAAAAACUGAGCUGAACAUGGAAAAAUUCUAUGAUGAUAUGUUCCCCAACAUCGAAUACCUGCGCAAAAUCACGACGUUUGCCUCGCAAAGGAUUAAAAUAAACUGUAAAGAUGCGUUCAGAGUAAUCGACGGACAUAAAUAUUUGCAAAUGCUUUUGUGGAGCAACGUCCUAAUCGGUCCGACGCCUACAGAUCGUACGCCCGUGCACUAUAAUAUUGUCCACGACACUUGUGAUAAACCUGGAGGCUUCGCUGAAUUAGAAAUAUCAACAUACGGAAGCCAGCUGCCGAUAAUCGAUAUGUACCUAGAUACCCUCACUUCAUCGCCUAGGUUAUCGAUGGAACUAGUGGAGUUAUGCUUUAGAGAUUAA